AUGACUGAUCCAGUGAUAUCAAACCUGGCACAGUAUAUUCAGCAAUCAAUUGAUACCAAGUUCAAUAUUGCGUUUGACGAAACUCUUGUUUUGGAUGCUAUACAGAAGCUGAAAACGGAUCGGGACUUGACGGUACCCGAUGGCAAGCCAGAUGACUUCGUACAAGAGAAAAUUGUGGAGCCUCUUGUUCAGGUGUUGCAAAUUGAUAUUGCGAUUGAGAUCAAGCAGCUCAUAGUUCAAUUGCUUGAAGCUGUGUUCACGUUCUUCACAUUUGACCAAGUAUUGGUUGCCACCUCUCUCUCGUGGCUGAUAGAUGGACUGCAGUCUCAAUUUCUGGAGCUGGAAUUGCUUUGUCUCAAUAUUAUAGUGCGAGCAUCACCAGCGGAUGUUCUCGCGAACACCCCCAUUAUUAAGAUCAUUCUAACGCGUUUGUCUCAAGAGGAUAGUCCACUGGCUUUGGUUAAUGCCAUUGAGGUGGUUAUACAGGAGUUGCUUCCCAGAGGAGAAUUGAUACAGAGACGAGUCAAAAGCGAUGAGAUAGUGAGCAUAUUGGUUCAGAUGACCCAGUCGGAUAUUCUCAGGGCGCGCUUGUGUGAUUUGUUGGUGAUUUUGGUGCCAUAUACAGGCCCAGGCGAAUUGCCCCCAACACUGUUCGUGCAGCCGCUUGCAAGUUUGGAGCAGAAAGAUGAUCCUUUGGCCAUUGGAUUAGUGCUGGGAUUCUACUCGAAGAUUUUGGAUUAUGCUGAGGAAAAGCCCUGGUUGGUGGAGUCUUUAUGGCCUGCCUUCGAUGAAAUAGUGGCCUCAUACCUAAACGGCUACAUCCACGAGAACUCCAUGUUCCUGGAAGGUGAUGCCAGCGCUCUUGUUGGAAAAAUGUCGUAUUUGCCCGGUUUUAGCUUGCUCGAUGGAAAGCAUAAUAUCCUUAAGACUGCCGUUAAAAACGUCCCUUCCUAUUGGAAAUUGUUGUCUCUCACAAACCCUCUGGCUCUUCUGGAGACCCAGAAGGAGUUUGUGGAAACGCUCACUUUGAAGGCAGCAACCGUGCCCAUCUACGAGAAUUUACUUUCGAAUGAACUGUCAUUCACGGGAUGUCCAAUAUCAGGCCGGGAUAUUCUAAAAUUGCCAGCUCCGCUCAACUACCGUGUGAUUCAUUCGGUAGCAGAAUAUCCUCAUGGCCGUCACGUUCUGUUAACGAAAUGGUCCCAAGUCAUGUCAUUCAUACUGGAUGAAAGCCAUAUCGUGGAAACUGAGAUCUGGCAAUUGAAACUGGAUACCAUCCAGCUACUUCUGCUGUAUCCUACCGAAGAGGAGAAAGGGAUCUGGAACCGCAGGUUAUUGAGACUCUAUUCGCAGAUGAAGGGAGCUACAGAUGUACAGGCCACUGUUGCCUCUGCAACUGCCUAA
Messenger RNA from Kuraishia capsulata CBS 1993, 1404 nucleotides. RefSeq lists its product as uncharacterized. The transcript has a single exon. The coding region runs from base 1 to 1404 and encodes 467 amino acids. Lineage: Eukaryota; Fungi; Ascomycota; Pichiomycetes; Pichiales; Pichiaceae. The record is from RefSeq and is a predicted model, not a curated record.